AUGGUGGAGGGCGGCGGUGUUAACAAAGAGGGUACUGUACUGAAGAUUGCAUUACCAAUAAUGGCUGGUCUUUUGAUUCUCACAUGUGCAUCUUUUGUAUGGGCAUACAAGUUAAGAGGUGAACGGAGAAUCAGCAAUAUUCAGAACAAUGCUAUGCGACAACCCUUGGACAUAUUCACGCUCAAUGAACUUGAGAUAAAUAUAGAGCUUCCGUCGGUUAGUUUUGAAGAGAUCAGUACUGCAACAAAUAAUUUCUCAAACAACAACAUGAUUGGCAGAGGUGGUUUUGGAGUAGUUUAUAAGGGGAUUUUCGGAGGCGGAAAGGAAGCCGCUGUAAAAAGACUCAGUAAGAUUUCUAGGGAAGCGGCUGAUGAGUUCAAAAAUGAGGUGAUCUUGGUUACCAAAUUGAAACAUAAGAAUCUCGUUCGGCUUCUUGCCUAUUGCGCUCACGAGGACGAGAAGUUGCUAGUCUACGAAUACCUGCAUAAUAAAAUUUUGGAUACCUUCCUUUUUGACACUACAAGGAGAUCCAUACUUGAUUGGCCAACCCGGUUCAAGGUAAUUAAAGGGCUUGCAAGGGGGCUUCUUUAUCUGCACGAAGAUUCGAGGUUGACAAUAAUUCAUAGAGAUAUCAAAGCAAGCAAUGUCUUGCUAGAUGCAAAAAUGAACCCCAAAAUAUCUGAUUUUGGUAUAGCAAAGAUAUUUGAGGGAAAUGAGCCACAAGCAAAAACUACCCACAUUGUCGGGACAUUCGGUUACAUGUCCCCUGAGUACGCAAUGGAAGGUUUCUAUUCCGUCAAGUCUGACACCUAUAGCUUUGGUGUCCUACUGUUGGAGAUUAUAAGCGGAUUAAAGAUUAGUUCAGUCCAUCGCAUAGCGGAUGACUCACCAAGCCUUACGUCUUAUGCGUGGAAGUUAUGGAAAGAUGGAAAUGCGAGAGGAUUGGUGGACUCGUCAAUUGUGGAAAAUUGUCCACUUGACAUAGUCAUUAGAUGCAUUCAAAUAGGUCUUCUAUGUGUUCAAGACUAUCCAGAUGAUAGGCCAUGCAUGUCAUCCACUGUCUCCAUGUUGGAAAAUGAAACAGUUCCGCUUCUUCCUCCGAAUGAACCUUUAUACUUUCGACAACAGAACCAUGGAACAGGAGACCAUGGAGAUAAUGUGGGCAUGUCCGUGGAUGACAUUAGUAUCACCGAGGUAGAGGCCUGCUAG
Aegilops tauschii subsp. strangulata is the source of this 1209-nucleotide messenger RNA. The record is from RefSeq and is a predicted model, not a curated record. Lineage: Eukaryota; Viridiplantae; Streptophyta; Magnoliopsida; Poales; Poaceae.